AUGGCUGCUAGUCCGAUGAAUUCCGAUGAUAAAUUGUGUUGUUUAUGUACGCCAAAAAGAACACUUGCUAUUACGUCAUGUCAUGGAUGUUACCAUCAUUUCUGUAAUAAACACUUUAUUGAACAUCGUAACCAACUGUCGAAAAGUCUCAAUCUAACCAUCGAUAAGCACGAUGAAAUCCUUCAGGAUUUGAAUACUCGAAUAGAUACGGCGAUCCGUGAACAAUUCGAAAAUGAGGACGCUCAAAGCCUCUUCCGGCAAAUAAAUGAAUGGGAAGAUCGAACAAUAGUCGCAUGCCGUCACAUUGCCGACGAAGCUCGAAUGUCAAUUAAACAAGCAUUUGAUCAAUCGCGUUCGAAUCAUGCUCUUAGCGAGCGCUUGUUGUAUGUCGCAAAAGAACUUGAAGAACAGCAGCAUACGGAAAAUUUCGUUGAGCGUGAUCUUGACCGUUGGUUGAAAUUAUUGGAAGAUUUAAAGCACGAUAUCAAUCAACCGAUCAAAUACCCGACAACGAUUUCUAUCGACACACAUGAAAUCGAUUGGAAAGCGACCAUGCGAGUUUCUCACUUGCCCAACAUGAAUGAUACUGUGGAAUAUUAUGUUUUAGUCGCGGGAGAAAAAGGAGCCGGUAAAACAACGUUUAUUCAUUAUGUCGCGAAUCUAUUUGCUAAUAAACAUUCCUAUCGCAACCGUUUGCCUCAAACAUUGAUCGCGCCUGAUCAAAAAGAAAUCGUGAUCAAAUCGCCUCGUUUAAAACAGAAAUUCGCCUUCGAUCGCUAUUCAUUCUUGAUCGAUAAUCACAAAACACUCGUCUUUCUUGAUCCGCUAAGGAACAUCGAAGGCGAAGAUGUUUAUGUAAUUAUCGAUUCUCUAUGUAAUUUAUGUGGUAUUAAUCAUUUUGCCGCACUCGUUGUCAUUUCGGACGGUUCAGACAUUGAUGUAAAUCCUGAUUGGGAUGAUCUCAUCAAUCAUCUACAUGAACUGGAAACAUUUCGCGAAUUUCGAAUACCAAUCAAACAGAUAUCUCUUGUCUGGACGAAUGCACCAGCACAUGCAAUGAAAUUCAAUCGUAGUACAUUCAACAUUCCAUGUAAUACGAGUUUUUACUUUAUGCAAAACUCGGCGUAUCAAUUGUUUAAAACGUGUGCAGCUAUCGACUCUGUUGAGCCCGAUUUUCAUAUGGCAAUGGGGACAAUAAAAUCACUUAUAAAGAAAAUUGUCGAAAGUAUUCAGCAAGAUACGUGA
Adineta ricciae is the source of this 1245-nucleotide messenger RNA. The record is from the annotation of a GenBank genome assembly. Lineage: Eukaryota; Metazoa; Rotifera; Eurotatoria; Adinetida; Adinetidae.